AUGUCCCAAACUGGGUCACAAGGAAGCUACCUGCGCCACCAGGCCAGUGGACUUUGCAUCCCUUGCACGAAGCCGGGGUGUAACCGUUGGUUCAAGAACCGAUCAGGGUAUACACAGCACAUGAAUGCGAAGCACCCCAUAUUCUUACAUCCACAUGCAGUGACUCAGGCAUCUGUCCCUUGUUCACCAAGUCCUGCAUUGUCCUUUGAUUUGGAUUUUGGUGAUGCCAAUGACACGGACUUGGGACCGGAAGAUCCCUUGCAACCAACUGCUCAAUUUGUUGGGCCUGGUGACCGGUUGUAUAGAAAUUAUCAUCCGCUUCUGUCUGCUCGCCCCUGUGAUCGUGAAGGUAACUUCCUUCCACGAGGAACUCCGCCUCCACCACUUUCGGACAAGGCAUCAGAUGACUGGACGCCUUACAAGAGUCGGGUAGAGUUUGAGCUCGCCGACUACCUAUUUACGAAAAACCAGACCCCCAUGCAUUCAAUCGACCAGCUGUUAAAUAUAUGGGCAGCUUCAUUGAUUGAAGGGGGUAGCAAAACAACUUUGUUUCCUGACCACCGUGCACUUUACAAGACCAUCGACGAUACACCCCUCGGAGACAUUAAAUGGCAGUCGUUUUCGGUAAAAUAUACUGGCGAGAUUCCAGAACAAGGUGUCGCACCCUGGAUGACAGAUACCUAUGACGUUUGGUUUCGUGAUCCACGCAAUGUUGUUAACAAUAUGCUUUCUAAUCCAGACUAUGCUAUGGAAAUCGAUCUCCAACCUUACCGUGAGUACGCAACCGAAAAUGACGAACGCCAAUGGCAGGACUUCAUGUCCGGGGAUUGGGCUUGGUCUCAAGCGGAUAAGAUUUCUGAGGACCCAGAUACCCAUGGCUCGGCGUUCGUGCCCGUCAUUCUCGGGAGUGAUAAGACCACUGUUUCGGUUGCAACGGGGCAAAAUGAUUACUACCCUCUCUACGCAUCUAUUGGGAAUGUCCAGAAUACUGUUCGCCGUGCACACCGCAACGCUGUUGCCGUGGUGGGAUUCCUUGCAAUGCCAAAAACCACGAAACAGCAUGCUGAGACACCAGGUUUUCGAAGCUUCCGACGUCAAAUUUUUCAUUCGUCCCUCUCAUUCAUCCUAAAGAAUCUGAAGCCAGGCAUGACAAAGCCUGAAAUUGUUUGUUUUGGGGACGGCCACUAUCGCCGUGUCAUAUAUGGACUCGGGCCAUAUAUCGCAGACUACGAGGAACAGGUGUUGCUCGCAUGCAUAGUUCGGAACUGGUGUGCCAAGUGUCUUUCCCAUAGCGAUGACCUCGACGAGAUUAGUCUCCUUCGUUCAAGAACUCACGCAGAUGCACUCAUCGAAGAGUGCGAUUUUGAUACACUGUGGAAAGAGUAUGGUCUCAUUAACGUGCUUGUGCCAUUUACGAACGAUUUUCCCCGCGCCGACAUCCACGAACUCCUCGCACCUGAUCUUCUUCACCAGAUUAUCAAGGGGGCAUAUAAGGACCAUUUAGUUACAUGGGUAGAGAAAUACCUACUGCGCACACAUGGAAAGAUGCAGGCUAACAUAAUUUUAGAUGAUAUUGACCGAAGAAUUGCAGCAGUUCCUCCAUUCCCUGGACUUCGUAGAUUUCCUCAAGGACGUCACUUCAAACAGUGGACUGGCGACGAUUCCAAGGCCCUUAUGAAGGUAUAUUUGCCGGCCAUUGAAGGUCACGUCCCCUUGGAUGUCGUGCGUGCAUUCCGUGCCUUCCUCGAAUUCUGUUACCUUGUCCGCCGCAAUGUGAUCACGGAGAAGUCGCUCGGUGAAAUUCAAGAUGCCCUUACCCGUUUUCACCACUAUCGGGAGAUUUUCAAGACUACUGGAACGGUCUUAACUUUUUCACUUCCCCGACAACACGCCAUGUCUCACUACAUCUAUCUUAUCCGACUCUUUGGCGCUCCGAACGGCCUCUGCUCCUCUAUUACGGAGUCAAAGCAUAUAAAGGCUGUCAAGGAGCCUUGGAGACGGUCCAGCCGAUACAAGGCUCUGGGUCAGAUGUUACUAACCAAUCAGCGUCUUGACAAGUUGGCGGCAUCACGUGUGGAUUUCCGCACUCGCGGGAUGCUCUCGGGUACAUGUCUAUCAUCCAUUCUUGCGGCACUUGACAGUGUGCGCAGCCUGCACAAACCAAUGUGGAAGAGCAGACCAAUGCAGAUCAACACGACCCUGAGCUGCCCAGUAUGUCCCGAAGCGCCAGCGCCAGUAUACUCAACCCGGAUGUCAGCGCUGACUCUGAGGAUAUUGAUGUGCCAAUGUCGCAUUCCUGCACUAGCUAAUGAGCUUCACAUCCCUGACUUGGCUGAACUUGUUCAACAAUUCCUCACCGAGCAGCUGUAUCCCAACAAGGACCCCACACAAAUUCCCACAGGUAUUAUGGACCGCCCUCGUUACGAUGGGAGGAUACGAGUUUUUCACUCUGCGGCCUCAACAUUCUUUGCACCGAGUGACCUGAGUGGAACCGGCGGGAUGAAACGCGAACACAUUCGUGUGUCCCCCAGAUGGAGAAAUGAAUAUGCACGCAAAGAUUGCGUGUUUGUUAUUACUGACCCGAACGUUCCUGGAAUGCGGGGUAUGGACAUCGCCCAGGUACUAACAUUUUUUUCCUUUCGAUUAAGGGGAGUACGUUAUCCAUGUGCGGUCGUUCGGUGGUUCAACCGAAUCGGUGACACGCCAGAUGAAGAUACUGGGAUGUGGAUGGUGUCACCGUCUUUUAACGGUAAUCAUGCACACUAUGCGGUGAUUCAUGUUGAGGCUAUUUUUCGUUCUGCACAUCUUAUUCCGGUCUAUGGCACUGAACUGCUUCCCUCAUUAGUUAAAUCUCACCACGUUCUCGAUAUAUUUACCCUAUUUUAUGUCAACAAAUAUGCUGACCACCAUGCCUUCGAAAUAGCUUGGUAA
Messenger RNA from Suillus plorans, 2931 nucleotides. RefSeq lists its product as uncharacterized. Lineage: Eukaryota; Fungi; Basidiomycota; Agaricomycetes; Boletales; Suillaceae. The coding region runs from base 1 to 2931 and encodes 976 amino acids. The record is from RefSeq and is a predicted model, not a curated record. The transcript has 9 exons.